AUGAGCGUUGUGAGGGGGCGCAUAAAUUGGCCAGUCGCCCCAGCUUAUAUACUGGUCACCCUCACAGGUAUCGCAGCCUUCGCCCCCAGCCUUGACUCAACAACAUAUUUUUCACCUCCAAAAAAUCAUCAACAGGAUGUGUCUUCACUACCUUUUGGUGCUGGUCAAGUGUUUGAGGAUAAGAAUUCUAUUCUGGAGGCCCACAGUUCAACCAGCACUAUCACAUCAGAGUUAGAUGGGAGAGAGGAGAGUAUCGCUACAAAAACGCGGACUUAUAAGCAUAGGAAUAAGGCUGGUAAUAUUUCAUCAUUUGAUGCAACUAGCAGUGUAUGCACUAAAGGUUUGUUUUCAAAUGAAUUGCCGUCUGUGGAUAGUAUACAGCGUGAAUUCAUUAAGGAUGGUAAAUAUUCUACAGCAUUUGAGGCAGAUUUGGUGGAUGAUGGAAUUAACCCGAUUUUUUCGUUCGUCCAACUUCAUUUUAACCCAUUUAAGAGCAAAAAGUUUAAGGAUGUUUCCAUAGAAUAUAAGGAUAAAAUCUUGUACUUUCUCAAUGAAAAACGUGAAAAUAUUGCAAAGUUUACGAUAGAGAAGGCGAUUCCAAGGGUGGUACAGACACUAAUUUCUCUGACACAUUCUAAGGGGUCAAAAUGCACUGCCGAAUGGGUACAUAAACACAGUAACAAAGGCGUUUUGCACCUAACUUGCGACCUUGACUAUGGAAGCUCGGCUUAUAGUGAUUCCUCUGUUAUUAAAUUUAAGUGCCACAAACCCAAGUUAGAAGGGUUUAAGAAAGAGUCAUUUUCCAUCGAUCCGCCCUUAUUCAGUCACCAAUACCCCACGUAUGAAUCGAUAUUAUCUCACAUGAGGAUGAUUUUAGGGUUAUCGCCAAAACAUCCAAUUUCUAUCACAUCAGUGAAUGGACAUAAAGUCACUGAGAAGGAGAGUUACAACGCGUUGACAGAUGCGAUUUCAAGUGGGCGCAACGAAAUAGAUGUUUUACUCGAUUGUGCAAUUCAGGUUUCAGUUCGUUUAUUUUUACCAUUUAUCCAAGCUCCGGAUAAUAUCUCAACAUAUCCGGUGUUUUUGUACCUUGAUGAUUACAAAAGGGUGCUGCUAGAUACUAAAUAUCAGUCACUAUUAGCGGAAAGUGGUAUAACUGGAAAUCCUAUCAAUUUUAAAAGCAGCGCCAAUACCAGCAGUAUUUAUUACUUAUCAGACGUUGAUAAGCACAAGUGCAGGGUAAAAAAAGGAAAGUUAGUUAUCAGUCCUAACUCACCUAAAUCUGCAUACGAGAUCUUUACAUUUAUCCCUCAAGUCUCAGUGAACGUCUAUCUGAUGGAAAAAAAGAAGUUUACCACAACAAUAUCCCCUUUAAUGAUGGUCAAGGAUGUGAUAUCUGAAUUAAAUAAGAAGGUCAGUGAGUAUGCUAAAGAUAUUAAAGAGAUAAAAAAACACAAGAUCGUAUUCUAUGGAUUUGAGGUGGGAAACUGCCAGUUACACGAUCUUAAUGAACAUAUUUACGAAAAAACAAGCAAACUUCUCCUCUACAAAAUCCCAACUUCAGUCCCAUGCGCCACCACCAAAUCCACUGUCAUGAACUUUUAUUUCGGCCCACAUAAACCAUCCGAAAUAUUACUCGACAUUUAUAUAAAUAAUGAUAAUCAAAAGUCAGGCCCUUAUAAAAUUCAUAUACCCUAUGAAGGGUAUGCAACCCUCCAAAAUUUGAAGGAGAUAAUCGUCAGAAAUUUGAGCCUUAUGGGUGUGUUUUUAUCCGAAGAUUUGCAAUUUGUGGAAAUAGGAGGCAAACCUGCAUCCCAUCAUAGCGAUCGAACGCAUUUGUCUGCCAUUAAGGAGUUUAUCCAAGACUACCGCAGAAAUGUGGCAACAACUGUCACUAUAACACCAAACACCAAUGUGAAUGCAAGGUUUGUGGGUUCUAAGAAGACUAAUGACUUCAAAUUCCACAUCAAUUCUACAAACCCUACAAGUGAAGAGAUAGCCAAAGCUUUUGAAGAGAAGGCACACAAGAAUAAAUACAUGAGCGACCACCUACACCACAAUCUGUUAUUACUGGAUAAGGAAGAUAAUGGACAUCUUAUUGACUUCCAAGAUGGACACUUGCCCCGUGGUAUCAACCUUAAUAACAUUAUUUUUGAGGGAGACAACAAUAAGGACUUGAAGAUCAAUUACACUGAUAGAAACGGGAAAAUUAGCGAAUUUACGUUAUUUUUACCCUAUAAAAUGGAGCCUCAACAAGUACAGUCACAAAUAAAAUCGGAACUUGCAAAACGAGGCCUACUUGAUCCAAAUUCCUCCGAUAUCAUCCUUGAUGAAAACAAUUUCUGGGACGAUAAAAACCCAGUAAUCCACGUUUACAGCUCAAAUACUAUGCCUAUCCACGGGUUUUAUAAAGGCCGCCCCGUUGAAACAUCAAUUAAGUUCAAGUCAAAUACGCCACUCUCAAAAUUGGAGACCAUGGCCAAAGAAAAAGUCGCCAACAUGCUUGGCGAUAACGGUGGUAUGCAGGGAUAUGACUUUUCAAUACUAUCUGACGAUGGAGAACACACCUAUACCAAUGACGACACAAACUAUGAUAACUACUCAAUUUCAUUUGGCACUCCCUUAACGCUGAACUUUGGCAAAAAGAAAUAUUGUUUCAUUAACCACAAUGGGGAAAAACGAUGCACGGGAAUCUACCCAAACAUGCUCAAGAAAUUUACAUUAGAUACCCUGGAGGAUCACUUAAGGCAUAACAGUAAAAUGGAUGGAGACAAAAUUCCUGAAAAUGUGAAACUUUCAGCAAUAGUCCUAAACGAUGGCAAAGAAAUUCCAUGCGAAUAUUUGUUUGGUUCAGAAACCAUUGAAAAUUUAGGCCAUUACUACAAUUUCGACCUGGCCGAUGUAGCAGGAUUCAAAUUUGGAGAGAUGAACAAGGAGGAAAUCAACGUUUUGAACGCAUUUCAUCAGUCCGGCGACCUUCUCAAAGCCAGAAUAAUGAAGUUAACUGGCGAAAAAGAGACGAUAAGUACCUUACUGAACAACAUGGACAUAAAGGCCUUUAAGAACGAGGUACUAGACAGAUUCUCAACGCUAGACUACCGCGAUAAAAUCAAUAACAUCGAAGUCAAUGGUAAGGCUUGGAAGAAUGGCAUGCUGUUUUCCAUGGUUAAUCCCGAGGAUAAUCGCGAUGUUAGAAUCACUUUUGAAGUGGCCAAUGACAGCGGGCGCAAGGCCAAAACUUAUAUUUCAUCUCUACUCGUGCAGCCCAAAGACGAUGAUACAAUCACCACAUUUUUUAAGAGAGCGUUCGCCUCCCCAGUCGUCUAUGGGCUGAGGCCCAAUGAGUCGUACAGGCUGGAUUGCAUCAAGGGUGGCAAGUCUACUCAAAAUAUCUCUACUUCUAAAAUGUUCAGUGAAAUUGACUGCGAUUCAAUCUCCCUGCAGCCCCUCGGCGUCUCCCAAGAUGGGCUACCGCACAUUGUAAUCAAAGAUAAACAAUCAAAAAACCAACAAACGAUAUCCGGCGGAAUUGACCACAUUAACCUUGGCCUUCGCAACUAUUUCUCAGAUUUACUAGAUUCUGGUUCCAAUUUAGAGUCCGCAGAGUUGGAAUUGCUGGGAAUACCAUUUAAUUGCAACCAGAAGAUCUGGUAUAGUCACAAUCUACUGGCAUCGCUUACAUUAGAUUCCCUCCUAGCCCAUUGCAGCGGUGAUUUUGAAAAGCUCAAAAAUAAAUUGCAGAAUGAAUCUCUAAUGGAAAUAAAAAUAAAACCCAAAAUGGGGAAUUAUGUACAUUCCGACACAGCCAGCGACAGCGCUUACCCUCUUAUGAUAGGUCUUAGCUUAAACGGCGUACCCACACAAGUCUACACCAAAAUAAACGUCACCAAAACCACCAUUAAGGAUAGGCCCACCGAAUUUGUGCGACUAAUCAAUCAAACUUUCGGUAAGUCCCUUGAGGGUAUGUCUCAUAUCAACGUCAACCUGUGGAUUUCGAAUACGCUCCGUAACUGCACCAAAUUUGACGGUAUGAAAGGGCUGCUAAAUAUGAGCGUUAAUGAACUUCUCCGUCACUGCAAUGUCACCUGGCAAAUGCUAGAAAUGACGGGAGGGGCUGAUAUAAAUGUUGAUGUUAUCAAGCGCUUUGCAAGCAAGGCAUACGAUGGAACGGAGAAUAGCCCCAAUAGGAUCCUAUUGAAUAUGUCUUCCGGCGACGAUUACAAGAUGAGUUCAAUUCCAUCAAAACAGAACGUGCAGGGGGAGCUACAGGACUUUUUGAUGCAUAACGGCGGGCAGGAUGUGAUGAUGCACCCCGAAAAAUACGUUAUGAACGUUUCUAUAGACCACCGCGAGCCCCAGUUGAUACCAGUAUCUGAGUUACUGCCCCAAAGCCCGUAUAGCCCACACGGCGUGCGGAAUUAUGCGGGCUUUAUCCCGGCUGGUGUUAAGAGACAGGGUCAUUUGGGCCCUAACAGCGGCCCUAAUAAAACGAGGCCCAGUUCUAGACAGGCAUCAUUUUUCGAUAACCCUGAUCACGUACCUCGCGAGAGCAUGGACAUCAUCUUAGAGCGACUGCCUGAUGGGGCCGAUUCGGACGUUUAUUUUUCCCACCAUGACAGCCCUGACUCUGGGACAGUUGGCAGUCAUAUGCCAUCUAAUGGUCAACGCGUCGCUGGGGCUAAUAAGGCCAAGGUUAUAAUGCACCGCUAUCCUGGCCCUGAGGGCAUGGACCACCUAUUGCGUAACAAUUGGUUAGGUUCGCCACAGAAUAAUGGCUCCAUGAUGCACGGCGGAUGGUCCGUGGAGGUUGAAUUUCCCGCUGAACAGCUUAUUUCAGACUAUGAAAACAUAUCAAAUACCAUUGUAACCAGCUUAAAAUCCAAAUUAGGGGGGCGACUCGACUUGGUGUCCAAUGCCAUAGUGCUAGUGAACGUUAAUGGCAAUUCUUACAAAUGUGACAUAUCAAAUUUGUCACAGUUUGAGGAGAUGGACACCUCAGAUUUUUUGGAGAAAUGCGUUCCCAUCGAGCAGUUAGCUGGCAACCCUAAUGUCACGAUAAGGGUCGAAUAUGACCCCUUCAACACGCAAUUUAUUGAUGCUGACAAACUUUCCCACCUAAGCAACGCCAAGCUCAUCAUUCCCACAUUAGAUGACAGUGCCCCUGGUACCAAGGUACUGGACUUGGGGCAUCUGAGCAACACGUUACCGGGAGAAGCGGUGUCUGCGCUGAAUAAGUAUAAGGGGGGGUUUCAGGUUGUUAUAAAUGGGGUUCCUGGGGAUUGUUUCAUACCAAGCGAAUCCAUAACCACCAAACUUACCCCGGAGGUAAUCAUUGACCAUUGCGGCGUCGACGAUCCCAUUUCGCAAUCCUUUACCAUACAGCUGUUGCCAUACAGAAAUACUGGCAACCCCUUUAUCAACAUCAACGUGAGGGAAAGGGAUGGGGAUGGGUUUUCAGACAAAGUGUAUCACCCGUGGAACGCCGGCACAGCCGCGCCGUCGGCCGGCUCCACGGGCGAUAUUAAAAAUUACAAAGGCAAGAUAAAUUUUGACACCACCACGUUAAAUGACAUUGUAAGAGACGCCGCAUCGCAUGAACCUGUGAAUGUGAUGAUCUAUCAAAACAAUAUUCCGUUCGGACCCGGGGAAAUACCUGAAAGGCUCGGUAACAUCCCUCUGUCAUCGCUUUCGGGGGAAUAUAACAUUUCUCUAGAGUAUGAUCCAACCGGUGUCGCUCCGGGCACGGUAUCUGCCGAAAGCCUGGCGAAUAUUCCAAACCUAAGGUACAGGCUUAUGAGUGGGGACUUAGGCCCGGGCGACCGGGUGUACCUCUGCAACGAGCAUUCCCACGUGCCCAUUGACAGGGUCCCGGAGCACCUGCUCCACAUACCCGGAAGUGACUUGCAUAAGCGCGGUUAUACCAUUCAGAUCGUCCGUGGAGCCCCUGGAAAGGGGAUGGGACACAAAAACCCAUUUUUGGGACAUGGGCAGGGAACCAACCCCAAGGCCAACGCUGGAACUGGAGCCCCUGGAAAGGGGAUGGGACACAAAAACCCGUUUUUGGGACAUGGGCAGGGAACCAACCCCAAGGCCAACGCUGGAACUGGAGCCCCUGGAAAGGGGAUGGGACACAAAAACCCAUUUUUGGGACAUGGGCAGGGAACCAACCCCAAGGCCAACGCUGGAACUGAAGCCCCUGGAAAGGGGAUGGGACACAAAAACCCAUUUUUGGGACAAACCCUCACGCGAAUCGCAUCUCCUCCAAGUAUUCGCGUGUUUUCCAAUCUUAUAAAAAAUUCACCUUUAAUCAGCUCCCUACAAACUCCAAUUCAUAAAAUAUUGAAUUUGGAUGAAAAGACGGCGAAUGAUGCCAAAUCAAUAAAAUUGGCCAUAGACGGCAUGCCCUCAGAAUGUGAAAUUGCGAUUGGAAGCACAGAUUGGAUCUUCGAAACAUUGGAAUCCCUUUUGCACCAGUGUAACAUAAGAGACCUAGAUCAUAACCAUCAAAUAGGAAUUUUCAUCAAAAAGUCGGGAAGCCCAGAUGAUAUCGAGUUUUCUUUAAAUGGCAGCAAAGCACCGGCCAGUGGCGACAAAAACAAACGCUACAAACUCAACUUAACCUCCUCUCUUGGAGACACAUUCGAAGACUUGGGGAUCAAUAAUCUCGGAGAUAAUAAUUCGCAGGUUCUGCUCGGGGUAAAGAGUGGAAAUAAAGAGCGCUUGAUCGACGUUGACAAGGACUCCUUCGCUGCACUAUUAAAACAGCACCCAAGCGUAUUGGAUGUCUUACUCAAGUUUGGAGUUCCAGAAGAGGGGCUGACCAGUACCCAUUCACUGCGAAUAAUUAUGGAAUCGUUAUCCAAGGCCCUUGAGCUUUUAAAGAACAAUGGAAUACAAAUGGAGAUCGAAAUUGACGGGGUAGAUAUUGAACAGACCAAUCUACAUCUUACAACUAAGCUAUCCAAUAUAUUCAAAAAAAUGGAAACCCUGAAAAAAUUGUUAUCUGAGCACCACAACAUGGUACUCCAUGUGCAACUUGCCUCUGGGAGAAUUAUUGAGUUCACUAUCACUGCUCACGAUCUGAUCCACGCAAUAGACGGAGGGUUGACCCUGAGAGAUCUACUUUUGCAUGGACUGGACGCCGACAAUGUAGAUACCGUAACCUCCAUACUUUUAUCGCCACAGGAAACAAGCCUUCCAUUCACUGCUAAAAAUGCCAUGCCAAACAUAGAGACAAAUGCUAAAAUGGGUAAACGUCACGUUUCUAAAUUAGCUACCAACCCUAUUGACUCAGCGUCAAAAGCAAAUGCUAAAAUGGGCAUAAGUCACGAUACCAAACUGACCACCAGCCCUAUUGGCCAAACGUCAAAAACGGGCCCAAAAACUUAA
This is a messenger RNA of Babesia microti strain RI, 7389 nucleotides long. RefSeq lists its product as hypothetical. NCBI's taxonomy places the organism in Eukaryota, Apicomplexa, Aconoidasida, Piroplasmida, Babesiidae. The coding region runs from base 1 to 7389 and encodes 2462 amino acids. The transcript has a single exon. The record is from RefSeq and is a predicted model, not a curated record.